Messenger RNA from Aedes aegypti (yellow fever mosquito), 3937 nucleotides. RefSeq names its product nodal modulator 1. Lineage: Eukaryota; Metazoa; Arthropoda; Insecta; Diptera; Culicidae. Gene Ontology annotation, cellular component: endoplasmic reticulum membrane. Bases 155 to 3760 code for a protein of 1201 amino acids. The record is from RefSeq and is a predicted model, not a curated record. Gene Ontology annotation, molecular function: carbohydrate binding. The transcript has 4 exons.
CAUCAAUCAAAUAAAUGAUUGGUCACGCACUUAUUUUCUUCGCACACAGUCGACGUUCCUGUCGGUGCUCGGUACGUGCGGUUAGUGAUAAUUUUACGGGACCGGUUCUAAUCGAAAAUUUGGACAUUGCCUGUCCAAUCACUCCGAAAUUGAAAUGAAAAUGUCCCACUUGGGCAUGACGUGGCUGCUGCUGGUAGUGUGUUCUCUGCUGGCAUCUAAAUUCACCACCGCAAACGACGUCUUCGGCUGCGGAGGUUUCAUCAAAAAUGCAAACUCCGAUCUGGAUUUCAGCAAGGUGGAAGUGGGUUUGUACAACCCGCAGGGGAGUUUGAAGAUCAAAACGGACUGUUCGCCUUCGAAUGGGUACUAUUUCAUUCCGCUGUACGACAAAGGCGAUUACGUUUUGAAGGUUAUUCCGCCUCCCGGGUGGAGCUUCGAACCGGAACAGGUUCCGGUCAAGUUCGACGGCGCGACGGAUGUUUGCAGCCAGGGGAAGGAUGUGAACUUCAUCUUCAAGGGUUUCGGGAUCACCGGGAAGGUGGAGAUCUAUGGGCACGACGUCGGUGCGAAGGGAGUCCAGGUUGAGCUGCGGUCGGAGAGCAACACUAAAAUAGGUCAGACCAUCACGGACAGUAAUGGGAUUUUCUCGUUUACUCCCAUCAAAUCUGGCCGGUACGUGAUCAAGGUGAAGCACGAUAAGUGGCACUUUGUAAAGUCGGAAAUUGCGGUUACGGUGACGACGGGGAACACGGAAAUUCCGGCAAAAUCGCUGAUGGUGUCCGGAUUCGACGUGGAAGGACGAGUGCACAGCGAUGGACAGCCCUUUGGGAAUGUAGGAUUUUUACUAUACCCCGAGAAGGGAGCGGAGGUUCUAUUGAAGUGCUCGUCUGAUAAUGUCCCAGCAGUGACCGGAACGGAUCCGAAAUACAACACUUCCCCGAGUUGCUAUGUGGAUGCAAACAAGGCAACCGGAACAUUUACCUUCCCUGGAGUCUCAUCCGGAAGGUAUCGUGUCGUGCCAGUGUUCAACAAUAAGGCCAUCAAAUUCCACAUCCGGCCGGAAGCCAUUGAGUUCGAGGUGGGUCGGGACGGGUUGCGUUUGGCGGAAAGCUUCGAGGUGACCGGAUUCAGCGUCAGCGGAAAGGUUCUUCAAGCAGCAGAUGGACCGGGAGUCCGCAAUGCCAAGGUUAAGCUGAAUGGAAAGGAAGUCGCAACAACCGGAAGCGAUGGAAAGUACACUCUGGAUAAUAUCCAAGCCGGGACAUAUACCAUUCAGGUUACGGCUGAUGAUUUGCAGUUCAAGGAUCACAUCGUGAAGAUCUCGUUGAGCAAUCCGGCGCUUCCGGAUGUGGUCGUAUCGGGCUUCAAGGUCUGCGGUCAAGUAAUCUCCAAGAAAUCCUACAGAGUGGCCAUCACGAAAAAAGGCUCCACCUCAACUGUGGAGGUAACAACGAAGGAGAAGACCGCUGGCGAGUGGUGCACUUUCUUGGAAAGUGGUCAAUACACCGUCAAAGUAGUCACUAGCGAAGAGGAGCACGCCGCUGGAAUUCAGUUCUUCCCUCUGACUCAGUCGAUCAAUGUGGACAGAUCUCCCCAAAGUGGAAUUAUCUUCUCUCAGCUCAGGGCUACAGUUUCUGGAGAGGUUCGCUGCCUUCCGGAUGCUGGAAACGCAUGCUCGAAGGACGUUACUGUCACAUUGACCUCGUUGGAUUCCAAUGCCAACCCGACCGGACAGGCUUCCAACGCUGAGCUUCAGGAUGGCAAGUACUCAUUUGUGAAUGUUCUUCCAGGAAGCUACGAAGUAAGCGUUCCCAAAGGAAAGCUGUGCUGGCAAUCGAACACGGUCAAGAUCAAUGUCAAAACCGCUCAGGAAACGGUUCCUACUUUAGUGCAGAGCGGAUAUGUGGUCUCGAUUGUGUCCAGUCACGCAGUGAAGAUGACCUACAAGCAGAAGGGAGUUGAAGGUGCCAAAGCAGAAGAAAUGUUACUCACUUCCGGAAUGAACACAUUCUGCGUUUCGAAAGCAGGUAGCUAUGACAUAAGUCUUUCCGGGUGUCAUCGAUAUGGGGCUGACGUGCCCAAGGCUUUUGCUACUUCCGAUGUGGCUCCAGUUAGCAUCUCUGCGUUGAGCCAUCGUCACACUGUAAAGCUUCUUGCGGAAGAGAAAGCUACUUAUAAGACACAAAUCACUACCAAGUCUGGAACGGAAAUCAUCGAAUUCAAACCCAGCGAACAACGUUCAGAAGGUUCCAGUGUCUAUCACUACGACUUCUUCCUGGAACAAGGGGAACGAAUCACUUUGGUCCCGAUCAGUGACAUCAUGCUGUUCACUCCGACGUCUUUGGAAGUCGUCGGAGCUUCGGAUUGCACCGAAGUCCCCACCAAGAUCGUGGCCAGGAAAGGCUUGCUAAUCAACGGUAAAACCAGUCCACCAAUCAAGGACGCCAAAAUCACUCUGCUCUUCCCGAAGAAUGCUGAACUGUCGCCACUGGUUGCCCUAACGAACGACCAGGGCGAGUUCCGGUUUGGCCCAAUCGAUUCCAACUUGGCGGUGGAAUUGUCUGCUGAGAAGGAGUCUUAUGUGUUCUCGGCAUUCGACAAGGCCACCAACACCUUCAGUGGACACAAGCUUUGCGAGAUAAUCGUCACCGUAAAGGAUGAUGCUGGAAACCGAUUGCCUGGAGUUUUGCUUUCCCUUUCUGGGGCCGAGAGCUAUCGCAAAAACUUGGUCACCGGUGAAGAUGGCACCAUUAAGUUCCACUCGCUGUCCCCUAGUGAAUACUACCUCAGAGCGAUGAUGAAAGAGUACGAGUUCAAGCCGAACUCCAAGUUGAUACAGGUGAAGGACGGCGCCACGGUUCACGAGGAACUGCAAGGCACCCGAACGGCUUUCUCCAUCUUCGGAUCCAUCACCUCCCUAAACGGAGAACCAUUCCCGAAAGUCACCGUCGAAGCAGUAACGGACGAAAAAUGCGGCAAUCAUCUCGAAGAGAGCACCAGCGAAGCCAAUGGCCAGUAUCGCAUUCGAGGACUGCACCCCGGCUGCCAGUACCGUGUCCGAGUCCGCACCGAUGGCCCCUCGUCCAACGUUGAUCGCUCCAUCCCCAAAGAGAAGGUCAUCAACGUCGAAAAGGGCGACGUUCGCGACGUCAACAUGAUCGCCAUCAGUCCCAUUGCCUUCGUCGAUGUCACCAUCCGGGUUCUGGCCUCGGAGAACGACUUCUACAAAUCGCUCAAAAUCUUCCUCUACAAAAAGGGCAGCGAUUCGCCGGUCCAUUCGCAGCGAAUUGAAUCUCCCCUGAACCCCAAGAGCAAGAUCAACCCCGGCAUCAUGGUCUUCUUCCCGCGAAUUCCCUUCGAUGGCAAGACCUACUACAUCGAACUGACCUCCACCCUCUCAGACAAAAACUACAAAUACUCCCUGCCGAUGGUGGAAUUCACGGCCAACAGCAGCAGCUUCUUCAGCGAGAUGCACUUCCGACCGGAGCUGCGUACCGCCGAAAGUGAUCUCAACCAAAACUCCCUAUCGGCCAUCGUGCUCAUCCUGCUCGUCGGGUUCAUCUUCUUCAAGCAGGACCUGGCGCUGGAUUUGCUGGGCAUGGCGUGGAACAAGCUGGGCGGCCUCAUCGGGGAUCUCGUCAGCAAAUCGAAACCAAAGGAAUACAAGUACGAACCGGCGGCAUUCGAUGAGAAGGAGAUCGACAUGCUUGCCUCCAGCAUCAAUUCCAUCAAGAAGAAGAAGGUGAAGAAGGCCAAUUAGGAGGAGGACGUGGCCUGGCAGCUCACAUUUUAGUCAAGAUCAUUAAGUAGGAAAGGUAAGUGGAUUCAUUUUAUUUGGAACGAGUAUCGAAGGAUUGGAUCAAACCCGUAGUAAUAAUUUAUUUAAGAGAUGUGGGUGGGUGAAUUCGAUACGAAAUAAAACGAGGUUCGAACCGUA